Messenger RNA from Colletotrichum orchidophilum, 1287 nucleotides. RefSeq lists its product as uncharacterized. Lineage: Eukaryota; Fungi; Ascomycota; Sordariomycetes; Glomerellales; Glomerellaceae. The transcript is spliced from 2 exons. The record is from RefSeq and is a predicted model, not a curated record. Bases 1 to 1287 code for a protein of 428 amino acids.
AUGUCAGACGAUGAGUUCGGCGGCCCGGACGGUCCACCCGGCAGCGCCGGCGGAGACCGCGACAAGCGUGCACCGCGCUUCAGCUGGACACCCGCCUAUGAGGCUACCUUCUUCCGAUCUCUUUGCGACUCCGUCCAGCUAGGCUUGCGCGAGAACCACUCCUUCAAGGCCGAUGCCUGGGACCGCGCCGCCACCAGUCUACGCGAGAAACACGGCGCAUAUCCUACAAAGAGCCAUCUCGUGAACAAGUCAGAUAAUGCGCGAAAGAAAUUUCGUCUCUGGCGUGGCCUUCGCGAGGACCCCGAGUUCCUCUACAACCCGACCACUCGGACCGUCACCGCCUCCGAGGAGGCCUGGAAGGCGCACAUCGAGAAAGAGCCGUUGUCGCGCGCGUUGCGUGGUCGGCCGUUCGAUCAUGAGCAGUUCAUGGAGAUUCUGUAUCCUGAUGUCGUCGGUUCGGGUGGUGCACCUAAGCGUAUCAUGAAGCCGAAGCGAAAGGGCCCGGAUGUAAUUCAAGGAUCUGAAGACCCGGAUAUGCCGGGCACCGCAGUCCUCGAUCUUCAGGUUGAGCCGCCUUACCGACCCCCUUCGCAAUCGGGCAUUAACCAACAAGUACAGCCUCGCGGCUCCGUGAGCCAGUCUCCCGUAGCCCAAGUCCAACAACCCUUGAUACCCCAGCAGCAGCAGUCCCAGCAGCCGCAACAACAACAGCAGCAGCAGCAUCAGCAACCACAGCAGCAACAGCAACGGCCUACCUCCACCGCGAUUCCGCCAAGGACACACAUCGCAGGCACCAGCGCUCUGACGCCCCCCGAGGAAACUGCCACAGGACGUAAGAGAUUUCCUCAGCAAGCCUCGACAUCUGACACCGGCGGCAAGGCCCCGACGGCGCCUAUGGGGCCGCCAGCGCAACCAGCAGAGAAGCGCCGACGUGUCUCGGGCUACACGAACCCUGCGCAGGCAUCAGGGCCAGGCGCAUCAAAUAGCCACAGCAACGACGCGACGACGGCAUCCAUGGUCUCUGCCGGUAAACAGCUGAUGGAGGAUGGAUUGAUCAAGAUCGCCGACGCUCUCCGCGGCCGAAGCCCACCACGGUGGCCCGAGCAGGCGAUCGAUAUCUUCUUCCGUGAUUUUUCCGACGAAGAUAUGGACCUCCAACUCAAGAUUGCUGAAAAGGCUCUCGCGGAUGAUAAUAAGGCCAUGAUCUUUUGCAAGAUGUCUCCGGCGUUGCGCAAGCACUGGGUUAAGCGUCUGAGAGAGCUGCACAACAAUAGUCGCAACACGUAG